GUACACCUCAUAGUGGCGCAGGAUUUCUGCGGCUGUGCUACGAUGACUGUAAUCGCAUAUUUUUGUUUCCUUGCUGUGAUUUUGGGCGCGAAAUCUGCGUCAGCUCCCUUCAUAAAGCCCUGCAAAGGUGGAGACAAUGCCUGCAUCGUGUCAUCGGCACAGGCGGCACUGCCCAUCAUAGCCGCCGGCAUUCCCGAGCUGGGGAUCAAGUCUAUAGACCCCAUGCAUCUGGAGGUCAUCAAGGGCGACCAAGGAGGCCUAGCCCUGACCUUCAAAGACACCACAGUAACUGGCAUGAAGGGAUGCAAUGUUGAUGGAAUCAAACACGACAUUAAGAAAGCGAAGCAGAUUGUCACGAUCCGCUGCAGCGUGGACCUGAACGGUCUGUACAAGCUGGACGGCCAGCUCCUCGUGUUGCCCAUCAAGGGAGAAGGAAAAUACAACAUCAAGAUACGUGACAUUGUAAUCAAAACGACGACGGAACUGAAGACUGUGCCCGGCGCUGACGGCAAGCAGCACUGGCAUAUCGACAGCUGGAAGUUCGCCAGUCAGGUGAAAACCAGCGCCAGGUUCGACUUCGACAACCUCUUCAAUGGCAACAAAAUCCUAGCCGGUCCAGUAGAAGACUUUGUUAACACAAACUGGCGUGAUGUUAUGCAAGAGAUAGCACCACCAAUCGUUCACGCCAUCGUAGCACGUGUCGUCGAAGGUGUGGAAGCUCUAUACAAGGCCGUGCCAGCAAACGAACUUUUCAUUGAAUAACUCGGACUAUGUCGUUGUAGAAAUCAAAAUCACUAGGAUAGGACCAGUAAUGUGAUAUUAAAUAAGACUCGGAA
Messenger RNA from Trichoplusia ni (cabbage looper), 836 nucleotides. RefSeq names its product circadian clock-controlled protein-like. Lineage: Eukaryota; Metazoa; Arthropoda; Insecta; Lepidoptera; Noctuidae. The coding region runs from base 43 to 762 and encodes 239 amino acids. The record is from RefSeq and is a predicted model, not a curated record. The transcript is spliced from 5 exons.